This is a messenger RNA of Soboliphyme baturini, 866 nucleotides long. NCBI's taxonomy places the organism in Eukaryota, Metazoa, Nematoda, Enoplea, Dioctophymatida, Soboliphymatidae. The record is from the annotation of a GenBank genome assembly.
AUGGCGAACGCCAGCUAUUCCGAAUAUCCAUGUCGUUCGAAAGGUACUCGCAAUCGUUGUGACGUUUGUCAGCGUGUCGCGAUUGGUUUACGGUCCUUUUGUAGAUGUAAAAUUACGUCAAUUCGGUGCAGCUGCGACAGCAAAGACAUAUACUGGUGCCAGCACGUCGUUGCCUUAACGUUGUUCAGAAUUCGCCAGCCGGAAUCGGUGGUACUCAGGUUACCCAUUUCAGAGAGUCUGUACCAAAUGAACAGGGACCAGCUGCAGAAGUUCGUACAGUACCUGCUUUCGCAGCAUCAUACAGAGGUGCUGGCGACCGCUCAGCACCUGGCCGACGAAAUCCUCCGUCGCGAUUCAGACAUCAAUUCGAUCAUGGGAGCUCCAGACCCGACUGCCGGAUCGAACGUUAAUGCCGACCAUCGGUGGUUCCUAGACGAAAGCCAGAUCUGCUCCAUGGUCCGCAACUGCAUGUCCCAGGUAUCUUGCUCCGAGCAGCUGCAGUCGCUGUUUGGCAAGGUGCGGGAGAUGCUAAGUCAAGGCGACGCGAACGGACCUCGAAUACUGCGGCUGAUCACCGACCAGUUUUUAGCCAACCAUUGCCUUAGCUCAAUUCGUUCUACCUCAUCUUACCAGUCUCCGCAGUUGUCUGAAAAAUGCCAGCAGCUUUGGGAUCAGCUCGGUGAGUUACCAUUUACUUGCGCUCUGUGGGUGUGCAUUGUGUUGAAUCCGUACUGCAACGCCGAACAGAAAAGCGAAUGGCAGGAAACGCUGAAGCGAUGGGUCAAUACGCUGACGUGUCCUCCGGAAAAUGCCAUCUGUCUAACGAAUCAGCUCUUCUGCGACGAACACGGUACGAUUGUAUAGUU